Cokeromyces recurvatus is the source of this 1197-nucleotide messenger RNA. RefSeq names its product GTP-binding protein YchF. Gene Ontology annotation, cellular component: cytoplasm. Lineage: Eukaryota; Fungi; Mucoromycota; Mucoromycetes; Mucorales; Mucoraceae. The transcript has 3 exons. Gene Ontology annotation, molecular function: GTP binding; ATP binding; ATP hydrolysis activity. The coding region runs from base 1 to 1197 and encodes 398 amino acids. The record is from RefSeq and is a predicted model, not a curated record.
AUGCCCCCUAAGAAGGCUGUUAAGGAAGAAAAGGCUUUACUUGGUCGUCCAUCUAACAAUUUGAAGAUUGGUGUUGUCGGUCUUCCCAAUGUCGGCAAGUCUACCUUUUUCAACGCUCUCACUAACGCCUCUGCUGCUGCUGAGAACUAUCCUUUCUGUACCAUUGAUCCUGAGGAGUCUCGCGUUGCUGUUCCUGAUCCUCGUUUUGAUUGGUUAUGUCAACACUAUAAGCCUGCCAAGGAAAUUCCUGCUUUUUUGACUGUCAUUGAUAUUGCUGGUCUUGUUAAAGGUGCAGCCUCUGGUGCAGGUUUAGGUAAUGCUUUCUUGUCUCAUAUUAAAGCUGUAGAUGCGAUUUUCCAUGUUGUCCGUGCUUUCGAUGAGGCUGAUGUUAUUCACGUUGAAGGUGAAUUGGAUCCCAUUCGUGAUAUGGAAAUUAUCCGUGAAGAAUUACGUUUAAAGGAUGAAGAGUUCCUUACUAAACAAUCAACUGAAUUGAACAAUGUCACACGUCGUCUUGGUAAUGGUGGUAAUGCACAAGACAAAGCCAAGAAAGAAGAAGCAGCUAUUGUUCAAAAGGUUCUUGAAUGGGUUCAAGCUGGUAAUGAUGUUCGUCACGGUAACUGGACAAAUAAGGAAAUUGAAAUUAUCAACACCCUUCAUCUCAUUACUGCAAAGCCAGUUAUCUAUCUUGCCAACUUGAGUGAAAAAGAUUAUAUUCGUAAGAAGAACAAAUGGCUUCCUAAGAUUAAGGCAUGGAUCGAUCAAAACUCUGCAGGUGAUCCUAUGAUUCCUUAUUCUGGUGCUUAUGAAUACCGUCUCUCCCUUGCUACCUCUGAGGAAAAGGAAGAAAUUCAAAAGGAAAACAAUGCCUUCUCUGUUUUACCCAAGAUCAUCGUUAUGGGUUAUGCUGCACUUCAAUUGAUCUAUUACUUUACUGGUGGUCCUGAUGAAGUUCGUGCUUGGACUAUUCGUAAGAAUACCAAGGCUCCUGCUGCUGCUGGUGUUAUUCACUCUGAUUUCGAACGUGGUUUCAUUAUGGCUGAAGUCAUGAAGUAUGAAGAUUUAAAGGAAUUGGGUUCAGAAAGUGCUGUUAAAGCUGCUGGUAAAUAUUUGCAAAAGGGUAAAGAUUAUGUCGUUGAAGACGGUGAUAUCAUUUACUUCAAGUUCAAUGUUACUGCUCCUUCAAAGAAGAAAUAG